CCUGGACAACAUGGACCUGUUUGAGGGAACCUUUUGCGUUUAAGAUGGAAUAUCCGCCCUGGCCUUGAAUUGCCUAAAGCGUUUCCUUGAUGUCGGCCCCGUGGGAUCUGAAUGGGAUGAACUCGCACGGAAUAUACGGCACGUGGCUCAUUUAUAUCGUCCUACACUUCCACCUAGGACCUCCUGCCCGGUCCUUCCUUAUCACCCCUAUUGUUCAGGAGCACAUUAAUGCCUACCAUAGGGGAGAAGCAAUUCAAACACUAACUUCUGCGUUCAAGCUCUCACAGGUUGCGAUGAAGGCCCGCAGACUGAGCUCGGCAAGAUCUAUUGAAAAGAGUCAACACAAUAGAUACAAUAUUUCAUGCCCGCUAUUGUCGUACAUCCCUCGGAAUAGCUCUCCUCAGCUCAUUACUUUCCGCCACAACCUGGUAAUCAGUCGGUUUAUAUCGUUUGCUAAACAUGUUAUAAGACCUGACCUGGGUCUUCCGCAGUUCCGUUCGCGGUGCUUGAUCAUCAUUCAACCCUCAGCCAGAGCAAACUGCCGCCGUCCCACCACGCUGUUGCGUGACCUUCGUGUGGCAGCAAUAGUGAGACAGGGCGGAUAAGGCUGAGCAUUCUACCGGUUGUUUGGGCCGUACCCAAGAUUCAAUCAAACACACCAGGCCACUGUCGUGGAGCACACACACUCC
Messenger RNA from Canariomyces notabilis, 689 nucleotides. RefSeq lists its product as uncharacterized. The transcript has 2 exons. The record is from RefSeq and is a predicted model, not a curated record. NCBI's taxonomy places the organism in Eukaryota, Fungi, Ascomycota, Sordariomycetes, Sordariales, Chaetomiaceae. The coding region runs from base 90 to 605 and encodes 171 amino acids.